GUGAUUACCAUGCGCUUCCUUCUUCCUUAUUUCCAGUUGUCAACGUUUACCAAAACCCCCUCUUGAUUUCCAACUUUUUCACUUUCCUAAAACCCUUUGAAACUCUCAAAAUCAUCACAUUCUUAUCCUUUUAAAAGCCCCCAUUUUAAGCAAAUUCUCAGUUUAAACGUUUCUUCUUAAAACAGCUAAACUUUCAAAAGUUUCUUUGUCUUUUGCUUUAUUCAAAGUUCUUUUUUUUUUUUUCUUUUUCUGAUUGUUUUCAAAAUUAUUCACCUCUGAUUCAAAAUUGUAUUGAAGCAAUAAGUUUAGAGGCUACCCUUUUGCCAAUUUUGGAUUCUUGAAAAGGCUUUAGUUUGAAGCAAUGAGUUUUGCUAAUACCCUUUUGCUAAAUUUGGAUUCUUGAAAUAAAAAGCUUUAGUCUUUUUUCAUUGUUUUAAGCUUCUGAAGCUGCAUUAUUUAUUCUUUACUGUUUUAAAGUCAAAUUCACGUUUCAGUGGGCUUGUUGAGUAGAGCGAUUGCAGAUCUUUAAAGGGGUUUUAAGCAAAUUAGUUGUUGGUUGAAUCCUGAUCUAGAAAUGGAACCGGUAAGAUUCGCAUUGGGUAAGCAAUCGUCCCUUGCACCGGAAAAGGGGGUUGAGGUGGCAGUGGAAAUUGAGAGCGAAGAUGGAGAAGAAGGUGAUGUUGUAAAUAUUGAUCCAAAGAUCAGGUUGAUGUAUUCAGCUAAUGAGGGUGAUAUAGAGGGGAUCAAGGAGCUUUUGGACUUAGGGACUAAUGUAAACUUUCGAGACAUUGAUGAGAGGACUGCACUGCAUGUUGCUGCUUGCCAAGGUUACAGUGAUGUUGUGAAGCUGUUGCUUGAUAAUGGGGCUGAAAUUGAUCCCAAAGAUCGAUGGGGAAGCACGCCUCUUGGAGAUGCAAUACAUUAUAAAAAUCAUCAUGUGAUCAAGCUACUGGAGGAACAUGGUGCCGAGCCUCCUAUGGCACCCAUGCAUGUCAAUAAUUCACGUGAAGUUCCAGAAUAUGAGAUUGAUGCUAAAGAACUUGAUUUCACGAACAGCAUUGAAUUGACCAAGGGAACGUUCCAUAUUGCCUCGUGGCGUGGAAUACAAGUUGCUGUUAAAAAAUUCGGAGAGGAUGUGAUUGCUGAUGAGGAUAAAGUGACGGCAUUCAGAGAUGAGCUUGCACUGCUCCAGAAGAUAAGACAUCCAAAUGUCAUCCAAUUUCUUGGUGCUGUAACACAAAGCAGCCCGAUGAUGAUAGUGACAGAAUACUUACCAAAAGGUGAUCUCCAUGCAUAUUUGAAGAAAGAAGGACCUCUUAGACCAACCAAGGCUAUCAGAUUUGCAAUGGACAUCGCAAGGGGACUGAACUAUCUACAUGAAAUUAGACCUGAAGCAAUUAUUCAUCGUGACCUAGAGCCUUCAAAUAUUUUACGGGAUGACACUGGACAUCUGAAAGUUGCUGAUUUUGGAGUCAGCAAGCUACUGAAAGUUACCAACAGGGUCAAAGAAGAUAAGCCUCUGACAUGUGAUGACACUUCUUGUCGAUAUGUAGCUCCGGAGGUUUUCAAAAAUGAGGAAUAUGAUACCAAAGUUGAUGUCUUUUCCUUUGCUUUAAUUUUGCAAGAGAUGAUUGAAGGCUGCCCUCCUUUCCAUGCAAAGAUAGAAAUUGAAGUACCUAAAUUAUAUACCGCCAAGGAGCGCCCUCCUUUUAAAGCUCCAGGGAAGUUUUAUGCUCAUGGACUUAGAGAGCUGAUUGAAGAGUGCUGGAAUGAGAAGCCGGCCCUGCGUCCAACUUUCAAGCAAAUCAUCCCAAGGCUUGAGUCUAUUUACAACAAAUUUGGCCACAAAAGGCGUUGGAAGGUUAGACCAUUGAAAUGUUUUCAAAAUUUCGAGGCUAUGUGGAAGAAGGAUCACUCAAGUUUAAGUAGCCGGAAUGGCGGCUCAUCUCGAUCAAACAGCAGCAUCUAGCAAAUUGUGGAUAUUUCCUUAGUAUAAGUGUGCAUAUGUUUCCUUCUCAGAUUUCUGAUAAAGAUUCAGUAAUAGGAAGUUGUAUCACUUUUUCUAGUUUUAAGUCAAAUCUCUCCCUGUCAUUGAGGAUGUCCAAAACAAAUGGUCAUCCUUUUUUGCUUUGCCUCUUUCUAUUGUUAUCUAUAUUGUUUAUGUACAUCAUAUUUUAUCACAAGUGUGUUAAUUGUGCAAAUUCUGUACUUUUUCC
Molecule: messenger RNA, 2216 nt
Organism: Nicotiana tabacum (common tobacco)
Lineage: Eukaryota; Viridiplantae; Streptophyta; Magnoliopsida; Solanales; Solanaceae
Product: serine/threonine-protein kinase 12
Biological process (GO): protein phosphorylation
Molecular function (GO): protein binding; ATP binding; protein serine/threonine kinase activity
Source: RefSeq, a predicted model, not a curated record